AUGUCGGAAGCCGAUGCUAAAGCUUUUGAGGAGCUUGCCGAUUUGGAGCAUGAUUUUGGAAAGGCAGAGCUCGAAAUCUUGAAAAAACAAAACGAAGUCUUCAAGCCUUUGUUCGCAAAGCGUCGUGACAUUUUGAAAAACAUCAAGAACUUCUGGGUUAUUGUCUUGGAGGCUGCUGGAGACGAAAUCAGCCAAUAUAUCACGCCCGAUGACAGUGUCUUGCUCGAAAACUUACAGAAUCUCUAUGUUGAACGUCCCGAUGAAAAUGAACCACGCAACUUGCGCAUUACUAUGAGCUUUUUGAAAAAUGACUUUUUGCAGGACGACAGCCUUACGUUGGAAAAGAAUGUUCGCAUUGAAGAAACGAAAGAACUUGAUGAGGAGGGUUUGGAAAAGACAACAACACGUUAUGUGUCCGAACCUGUAAAGAUUAACUGGAAGGCAGGCAAAAGCCUGAACCGGAAGAACAAAAACAGCCCUCCUGGUUUCUUUGACUUCUUCGAGUGGACAGGUGAAGAAGACAGAGAAGAAUUUGACGGCGCAGAGCUUGCCAUUUUCUUGGCAGAGGAUUUGUUCCCCAAUGCUGUGAAAUACUUUACCGAGACAAUGUCGGAGGAACUCGGUGACGAUGAUGAGAGUUCUGUUGAUCUUGAAGAAGACGAAGAGGAGGAAGAUGACGAAGAUGAAGCAUCAGAGAAGCCUCCCGCAAAGAGAAGCAGAAAGAGUGACUAA
This is a messenger RNA of Schizosaccharomyces japonicus yFS275, 732 nucleotides long. Its product is annotated as nucleosome assembly protein. Lineage: Eukaryota; Fungi; Ascomycota; Schizosaccharomycetes; Schizosaccharomycetales; Schizosaccharomycetaceae. Gene Ontology annotation, biological process: nucleosome assembly. The record is from RefSeq and is a predicted model, not a curated record. Gene Ontology annotation, molecular function: histone chaperone activity. Gene Ontology annotation, cellular component: chromatin; nucleoplasm; chromosome, centromeric region. The transcript has 4 exons. The coding region runs from base 1 to 732 and encodes 243 amino acids.